UUCUUUUGAAGAUUUUGUCCGGAAGCAGCGUGGUUGGUGACGCGCUUUGUUAUGGUCAUUGAUAAGUGCCUUUUAUUGAAAUGCUCUAUUAUAACUGAAAGUCUUGUUAUUGGUAUAAUUACGGUUUCUUCUAGGGCAGCGCUGAGCCUGCCUGCCCCAUGCAACAUGUCUUUGAAAGGAGGACUGUUUUGCUGUGCAGACCCGGCUGUUUGGAGAGAGGUCUUUCAGAAAUACUGGAAUGUGGUGGAGCUUAAGUCUUCAGUAAAAGGCAAAAACCAGGGGAAGCUGCUGCCGCUGGAGAGAUGGUAUCAGGAGGAGCUGCCUCAGACCAUCGCAGCCCGAUCAGAAAGGUUCCUGGAGCACCAAGAGCUGGUUAAAGUGAUGGAGUGGAAACUGACUCGAGGGAAGUUUCGUCCCAGACUGCAGCAGCUGGUGGCCACUAACCCCAGCGAGACAGUGGAGACAUGCACGAGGAGAGCCUUCGGGCUGCUGCCGGACGUGCAGGCCGCCAUCACGGAGCUGAGCACUCUCAAAGCACUGGGGCCGGCCACAGCGUCAGCGGUGUUGGCUGCGGGAGCUCCGGACCGGGCUGCCUUCAUGGCCGACGAGGCGGUUCAAAGCAUCCCUGGCCUGACGCCCAUCCAGUACACAAUGAAGCACUAUGCAGUGUACCUGCAGGAGAUGACAGAGCGCGCUCGCACCCUCAACCAGGCCGACAGCAGUCAGGAAUGGACUCCCCACCUGGUGGAGCGGUGUCUCUGGACCUGGGCUGUGGCUGAGAAACUCCAGCCAUCAUUAUUGGACGGCAUCGCUGCAGGAGAGAAGGGAGGAGGGGAGUCUGAGAGGAGCGGGAGAGCUACCAAGAGACAGAAAACGAAGUAACCAAAAAUGACCAUCCACUGCGCUGCUACUGGCUGUGCUGCAGAGUUUAAGUUUGAGGUGUUUUCCCAGUCUUUGGACGGACAGCUUUUUGGAAGUUCUGAUUGAAGAGCUGUGCCUGUUUUUUUUUUGGGGGGGGGGGCACUGCAUUUUGGGUUUGCGUUAACGGAAGAAUGGGUGUUUAUUUACUGUAAAGAGUUAAACGAUAAAAAACACAAGUCUGCUAUUGCUUUAGUAACUGCACACUGUCCUGUUUAAACAGAAUUCCCAACCAGAUUACUGGAAAAUUGAUGGAAACCCACAGUUCUGGGAAGUGAAUCCUUAAAUGAUCGUCCUCUUCUUCCUCACCAAAACAAUUGCACAACUAGACCCUG
Polyodon spathula (Mississippi paddlefish) is the source of this 1253-nucleotide messenger RNA. RefSeq lists its product as uncharacterized. The transcript has 5 exons. NCBI's taxonomy places the organism in Eukaryota, Metazoa, Chordata, Actinopteri, Acipenseriformes, Polyodontidae. The record is from RefSeq and is a predicted model, not a curated record. Bases 52 to 882 code for a protein of 276 amino acids.